Adineta steineri is the source of this 504-nucleotide messenger RNA. The record is from the annotation of a GenBank genome assembly. Lineage: Eukaryota; Metazoa; Rotifera; Eurotatoria; Adinetida; Adinetidae.
AUGUUUUUGGCAUGUCAUCUUCGUUAUUGGUGUUUUGUUCCAAUGACUAAAGAACAGGCCAUUAUAGAUGAUAUAAAUUUAACUUCUACUGAAAGAAAUCUUUUGGCCGAACAUCAAAUGUCUUAUUCAGAAUAUAACACCCACGAAACAAACACAAAUUCAUUUCAACGAAGUGAUAAUAAUGCAAGUUGGUGUAUGAAUAAUAUACCAUCACCUCCACUCAACUAUCAAUUUUCAUUACGACAGAAACUUGAACAAUGGAAUUUUUUUCAAGAUCGAUCAGAUAUAUUUACAUCACGAUACAUUAAUCUAUACAAUCCAACAAUUGUCAUGGCUUUACCAGAUAAUUCGUCAUAUGAGAUGCGUCAUCUCAUACAAGCUUUAUUAGUGACUCAUGCCGAACCUAAAUUAAAUAAAACUAUCAAUGAUUCAAUAUUGACCUCUACUAACUCUAAUAAUACUUGGUAUCAACAUUUAAUACAUCCUCGUCUACGUUUAUCAUAA